Symbiodinium pilosum is the source of this 894-nucleotide messenger RNA. Lineage: Eukaryota; Dinophyceae; Suessiales; Symbiodiniaceae. The record is from the annotation of a GenBank genome assembly.
AUGUUCCUUGUGCCCCAUCCGUUGGUUGGUUCGGCAGUUACAGCAGUGAAGAAGUGGGAGGCAGCCUCUGGGUUGGAAUGCGAGCUCUUGGGCAAGUGGGGUUCUUUUGGAUGGUGGCUGCAGGUUUUCCUUGGAUCUGUUUGCCUUGUAUCGCUGGUGGGCAAGAGGUUCACCGACAAGGUGAGAAGACCAUGGAAGGUCUGGUUCUUUGACACUGCCAAGCAAGGCACUCAGGCCUUGAUGAACCACAUCAUCAAUAUUGGACUUUCUAUGGGGUUUGGGGAAUGGCUUGCUGUGGAUGCUGAUCCGUGCAACUGGUACUGGAUCAACAUGUCCUUGGACUGCACUUUGGGCGUUGCCAUCAUGUUCCUCCUACUGCGACUGUUGCAAUGCGUUUACCGCAGCAAGCUGGUGGCAAGGCCGGAGCUUGCAAGGUGCGGUCACUAUGGCGAUCCACCGGACUUUAAGAUUUUUCUCCGCCAGCUGCUGGACUGGCAGGCGCUCGUGUUUGUACAGAAACUCAUGUUGGCGGGGCUCGUGAUCAACUUCCGCAGAAGUAUGGCCCUCACGAGCACCGCUUUACUUGGGUGGUUGGAUGAUUUCCCGCGGGCGAAGCUUGUGGUUGUUAUGGUUCUCAUGCCGCUCAUACUCAACGUCUUUGCGCUAUGGACAGCAGACAGCUUCUUGCAGGCCAAGGCCAAUGACAGUGAUGAAGUGCAGGUUAGAGAAUCACUGGUGGCCGGCAUCCCUGCUGUCGUGGGGCGCGACGUGCCUGCACUGAACGCGCAGGCCGAAGAGGACGUGGACGACUCCAUUAUGUCCUUCCAAGAAUGGAAGCGGAGUCCCUGGCAUCCUUACCGAAUGCCGAAUACACCCUUCCGCGAAAAUUUGUAA